UGUGUGUGAUAUUAGUGCUAUAAAUUACCGUAGACACUUGAAGACGUGCAACGCGAUGCGAGUCAUGCACAUUGUAUAAAAUCGUUAAUUAAAUGUGUUGUGCACUUCUAUGGUGAUCGUGACAUCGCGCUGUAUUUUAACCGCAUUUUCGCGUUGUAAUUUAACUGCAUUUGGACCAUGACAUCAUCCGCACUGAUGGAAUUAACUUGAUUGUUCUUCAAUUUGGUUUAGGAAUCUGUUCUCUAUCAGAGUGUGUGUCGCGAUUAGUAUAAUACGAGCAAGGUAGACAUCCGGGAAGCGUGACCCCAAAGACCCAGCAAUCGACAGCUGAGCAGCUUUUUAUACUGAUUUUUUUUCAUCGAAUGCACGAACAAGGAAUCAAUAUGGAUAAUCGGAUUUAUAUAGAUGAGGAGACUGGCGAGGAUAUGAUCCAUCCAUUCGUUGAUUGCAACAUUCAUCAUUCGAUCGACUCAAUGGCGAUAAAUGAUGCGGAAACUGGAGAACCGGAAGUCAAUCACAUGGACAACACGGUUAGAGGUCAUAGGAGAGUGCCAUUUCAGAUACCGAAGGAGGUAAAGGAAAAAUCCACAAAAAAACGCCAUUUAACAGAGGUAGAGCCUGUUCCAGCGGGUGCUUCCUUUGGUCAGAUAAAUCCCAUCUGUCUGUUUUUACCGGCCAUCAUCUAUUUUCGCUGGUUCCUUGCCUUAUUGAUGCUUUUCGAGGUCAUUCUGCAUGUGUGGGCACAUCACAAGAAUAAGGCCCUAAAGGACGCCAGCGUAUACUUUCGUUCACCAUUUCACGAUAUCUCUGCCGAGUUUUGCGCUCUCUGUCAGAACGAAACUUGCAUGAAUCGUGUCGGUAAACUGCAUCAAAUUCGGAUGCACAAAUUUUUGCGACAGUGUAACUACAUGAAGAGAGUAGUAACGUGAAUUUGAACGAGCGAUAUGUACCCUCCAAAAACGACACUUGCUCCAAAUCAAUGCAGGAUAAUUCGGGCUUUGUAUUCCAUGAAAGAUGCGAGCUACAGCACGACCAGUAAAUUUCGUAUCUCUAUAACGUAUUAUCAAAUUGCGCACAUCGGCAGCAAUCUGCUCCUCAUUCGUCACCUUAUCCUAUACAAAACAAGU
This is a messenger RNA of Camponotus floridanus (Florida carpenter ant), 1127 nucleotides long. RefSeq lists its product as uncharacterized. The record is from RefSeq and is a predicted model, not a curated record. Lineage: Eukaryota; Metazoa; Arthropoda; Insecta; Hymenoptera; Formicidae. Bases 363 to 929 code for a protein of 188 amino acids. The transcript is spliced from 5 exons.